Vespula pensylvanica (western yellowjacket) is the source of this 3594-nucleotide messenger RNA. Its product is annotated as nephrin-like. NCBI's taxonomy places the organism in Eukaryota, Metazoa, Arthropoda, Insecta, Hymenoptera, Vespidae. Bases 864 to 3290 code for a protein of 808 amino acids. The transcript is spliced from 15 exons. The record is from RefSeq and is a predicted model, not a curated record.
GACGCGGUUGGACGGGGAUGAACGGGAGGUCGGACGUGAGGGGUGCUCGUCCGUGCGCGUAACUUUACCGGCAGCAUCCAGUGACAUCGCGGAGCUCGAGGCGCGCGCUUCGUGCAUCCUUCGACGAAGAGAAAGAGAUUCUCUCGACUAACGUAUGAUCAUCACGUUACAAAAGAAGUGAAGUUUGGCGAAAAUUUACGAGGAAAGAGGACGCGUACCAGCUCGUAAAAAAAAAAGAGAGAUAACGAAAACAAAAAAAGUGCAAAGUGAAAGAAAGAAACGGAAUCAACAUCUUUUGAUUUUGAUAACAAAUUAAGGAAGAAGUUAGAACGUCGCGCGAGCGAAUAUCGAUCGCGAAUAUCGCGGGUAGCAGCGCGUGCGAGGUGCGCGAGGAGGUGGAGCGGAGAAGGUAUGGUGAGAUACGAAGGUGCAUCAUCGUGUCGCGAUACGAGAUAUCCAAGACCACAGUGAAAAUAGUGCAGAAAAAAAGCUAGAACCGGAAAACCGAUGAUUACGCUUGGCUCUUCUCGAACCACGUGUUUGCUUCUACAUUCGUGAACCGACGUAUGCGAGCCGCGCCACGUCUAACUAGACGAUCGCGCGCGCCCGACGGAAGACGAAAGGAAGACUAUGUCAUAAACAUUGUCGACUCCGAUAAAGUAAACGAAUAGCGGAUAUAUCAGUAUCGAUCAACUGGCCGAUCGUUCUCCCUACCGAGCUCUCUUCUAAUAGAGAUUUUCUCAGCUUAGUGCGACAGGAGAUAAAACAACGCGCGAACUCCUCCAACGGAAUACGACGUGGGCCUCGUGAGUCUCACGAGAAUGAUUCGUGGGUGAAAUAUACAAGAGACGUUGUUUGCCAGUAUGCUGUGGAUAUUGAUUGUGGUGACGUGCUUCGAGGUAUCGACUCUGGCUGAUGCGCAAUCGGAGAGGACAACGUCCUUGGAUGAAGAUGCAAACAAUAACGAACCUGACCAUCCGGUACCCAUGGAGUCGAUACAAGGGGUGGCAGGUCAAAGAGCGAUUUUACCUUGUAACAUACAACCACGAGAACCAAACGACGCCGUCACUAUGGUCUUAUGGUUUAAGAAGGAUAGCGGCGAUCCACUAUACAGUUAUGAUGCAAGAAUUCGACAGUUUGGAAAAGCAAAGCUAUGGAGUGCGCCAAAUUUUUGGGGUCAUCGUGCUACUUUUCGUGCAAAUCCACCGGCACAGUUGACGAUUCAAGAUAUUCGUGAGAGCGACGAAGGUGUAUAUAGGUGCAGAGUCGACUUUCGAAAUUCUCCCACGAGAAAUUUCAAAGUCAACUUCACCGUUAUUGUUCCGCCGUCGAAGCCGAUAAUCUACGACACGAAGAGACGAGACAUGAGCAAACUCCUCGAAGCCUAUCCUGAAGGGGCCGACCUCACCCUCGUCUGCGAGGUUCACGGAGGUAAACCGAAACCGCAAGUCGUGUGGUCUCUCGGGCCGCAGAAAAUCGAUGCACCAACGGAGGUUCGAGAGACACAAGGGCCUGAAGGGGAAAGCAAUGUCAUAACGAUAAGCAAUGUGACAGUGAAAGGCCUCACGAGAAGUCAUCAUCAUGCCAAAUUGUCCUGCGAGGCGAGUAACACUCACUUGGCACCACCGCCCAGAACUACUGUCACCAUAGAACUAAAUAUGAAACCCUUGAAAGUGGAAAUCUUGGAGAAGGACAAAACUCUUUCGGCAGGAAAAAAGUACGAGGUCGAGUGUCGAAGCACAGGUUCGAAGCCAGUAGCGAAUUUGACUUGGUGGAAGACUUCGAAACAACUUAAAAAGAUGGCAAAAAAUUUUCAGGAAGGAGGUACGAGCGUAAGCGUGCUCCAAUGGAUACCAAACAUCGACGAUGACGGCAAGUUUCUUGCGUGUCGUGCAGAGAAUCCAAAGUUACCAGAAGCAGCCAUAGAAGAUCGAUGGAAACUGAAAGUGCACUAUGCGCCUAUCGUCACUCUCAAAAUGGGUUCUUCCUUGGAUCCGAAACGUAUUAAAGAGGGCGAUGACGUUUACUUCGAGUGCACCGUCAGAUCCAAUCCUAGAGCCUAUAAACUAACUUGGUUUCAUGAGGAAGAAGAACUCCAUCACGACGUUACCGCCGGCAUAGUGCUUUCAGACCAUUCUCUAGUACUUCAGAGCAUAACACGGGAAUCCGCUGGGAGAUACACUUGUAUGGCUACCAAUCUCGAAGGUCACGAGAGCUCUAACAUCGUCAAUCUAGAGGUUAUGUUCUCACCGAUAUGCAAGCACGUGUUAAACUUUGGAGGGUGGAGAUACCAAAACGCCACGCCACCGCCCUUUAAUGUUCCGGAAGAUGUGCACGGUGCCUUGAAGCACGAAACCAUAAGCUUAGUCUGCGAGGUUGAAGCGAAUCCAACGACGGUGACCUUCCACUGGACAUUCAACAGCAGCGGGGAUCUGAACGACAUUCCGUCCACGAAAUAUAGUAGCGAGAGUACGAUAAGCAGACUGAAUUACACUCCGUCAACGGAUAUGGACUAUGGGACGCUCGGAUGCUGGGCAAGCAACGUCGUUGGCCAAUCCAAGCAACCUUGCCUGUAUCAGGUUAUAGCAGCAGGCAGACCUUACCCGUUGCAAAAUUGCACCGCCUACAAUCAAAGCGACUCGUGGAUAAAGAUAUCCUGCGUGGAGGGUUACGACGGUGGACUACCUCAAAAGUUUGUUGCCAUUGUGGACAAGCAAAGGUUCGAAUCGCCGAAUCCCUUCUGGGAACUAAAGCUUCACAAACCAACAACGGUUGCCCUUUAUGCAGUGAACGUGAAAGGUUCGAGCGAUCCAGUCAUCAUGGAAGGAGUCGCUUUGAAAGGCGUAGCAAAAUAUACUGGUGAAUCGGUUUCCUCGGUCGACAUGUCACCAAUUUUGAUUGGACUAGGCGGUACAGCCACUGGUUUGGGACUGAUUGUAACCGGUGUUCUAAUGGCUCUUUGGAGAAGACACGCGGCGACACCCACAAAACCUAAACCGCUUCAACAAUCCAGCAUCGCGACUUUUACAAGCAAAGCCGAAGAAGAGGAUGGAAAUCCUGAUCUCAUACCAACAACGGCCUUAACACAUCAUUUAACGGAUAGAAAAAUUCCAAUAUGUGGCUCUUUGCCACGACGACCUCGACAAUUAGAAGGACGAGAAAUGUCGCAUGAUAUUUUAGAAGACUCAUCUUACUCUCGAACGUCGCCUAAUACGUUCUAUAGUCUUCAAAGGCCACAUCGUUACCCCGAAAGUAUGAGAAAUACGACGAUACAGGAGAGCUGCAUUUAAGAAGAAAAUCUCGAAAGAAUCAGACAUUAAAUAACAAUGUGGUUUGGAGAUCCUGCCAAAAGACGAGCAGCGAAUCUCUCGUACGAAGCCCGAUCAUCGAAUCACAUCCAGCAGGGUAAACGGUUUUUCUGUCUUAUAAGUGGAUUCCGAAGAAAAAGAAGCGACGAAAAAUGGGGACAUGUGGAAAAUGCCAAAUCAUGCUUACGCCAUGUUGUACACGUUCGACCAUACGAAAACAUUUAUAACCAUUCACUAUGCAUUUGUAAAUAUUGUAUAUAAAUAAAAACACAUCAAUUUCGUGUUA